Caenorhabditis remanei is the source of this 6609-nucleotide messenger RNA. RefSeq lists its product as uncharacterized. Gene Ontology annotation, biological process: 'de novo' pyrimidine nucleobase biosynthetic process; L-arginine biosynthetic process; L-glutamine metabolic process. The transcript has 8 exons. Gene Ontology annotation, cellular component: carbamoyl-phosphate synthase complex; cytoplasm. Gene Ontology annotation, molecular function: ATP binding; aspartate carbamoyltransferase activity; amino acid binding. Lineage: Eukaryota; Metazoa; Nematoda; Chromadorea; Rhabditida; Rhabditidae. The coding region runs from base 1 to 6609 and encodes 2202 amino acids. The record is from RefSeq and is a predicted model, not a curated record.
AUGCAUUGGGAAAGCAUGAAGGCGACGUUGCAUCUUGAAGACGGGUCUGCGUUCGUAGGUUCUAUCUAUGGAGCAACGAAGAGCGUAGUUGGAGAAAUCGUAUUCCAAACCGGAAUGGUUGGAUACGUGGAAUCGCUCACCGACCCCUCCUAUGCCAAACAACUCCUCACUCUCACCUAUCCACUCAUCGGUAAUUACGGAGUACCAUCGACGGAAAUCCUCGACAAAUUCGGUCUUCCCGCCGAAUUCGAGUCGGAUCGAGUUUGGCCGGCAGCGCUGAUCGUCGAGAAGUUGUGUGUCGAUGGGGAGCAUAGCCACUGGCAAGCUGUACAAUCGCUCUCGGAAUGGUUGAGAAAAGCCGAUGUUCCAUGUCUCUCGGGUAUUGAUGUUAGACAAUUGGUGAAGAAAAUUCGAGAGACCGGAAGUAUGAAGGCCAAACUAGUCAUCGAAUCUGACAAUUCUCAAAAUUUUGAUUUCGUCGAUGUCAAUGCAGAGAAUUUGGUGGAUUUCGUGUCGAGAAAGGAGCCAGUGACCUAUGGAUCUGGAGAUCAAACGAUUCUCGCUGUAGACUGUGGCCUGAAGAACAAUCAAAUUCGAUGUCUGGCUAAGCGAGGAUUCAAAGUGAAAGUGGUGCCGUGGAAUCAUCCAAUCGAUACUGAAAGAGACUAUGAUGGGCUCUUCUUGUCAAACGGUCCAGGAGAUCCAGAAGUUUGUGAGCAACUUGUUGAUAGACUCGCCAAAGUGAUUGCUCGUGGAGACAAACCAAUCUUCGGUAUCUGUCUUGGACAUCAAAUUAUUUCAAGAGCCAUCGGAGCGAAGACGUACAAACUGAAAUACGGAAAUCGUGGUCACAAUCAGCCAUGCACUCACUAUGCCACCGGUCGCUGUUAUAUCACUUCUCAAAAUCAUGGAUAUGCAGUGGACACGACAACUCUCCCAGCUGAUUGGAAAUCCCUGUUCACAAAUGAGAACGAUAAGACUAACGAGGGAAUCGUGCAUGCCUCCAAACCAUUCUUCAGUGUGCAAUUCCAUCCAGAACACACCGCUGGACCGACGGAUUGCGAGUUUCUCUUCGAUGUUUUUGCCGAUUCGGUGAGACAAGCGAAGAAUGGAAUCUUCAUGAAUGUCGAUCAAGAGCUCACCCGUCUCAUGACAUUCAAUCCAGCCUAUCACGCGAAGGAGCAAAGGAAAGUUCUCGUGUUGGGAUCCGGAGGUCUCACUAUCGGACAAGCCGGAGAAUUCGAUUAUUCUGGAGCCCAGGCAUUGAAGGCGUUGAGAGAGGAAGGAAUUCGGACUGUUCUCAUCAAUCCAAAUAUCGCCACUGUUCAAACUUCCAAAGGAUUCGCUGACUUCACAUAUUUCCUUCCGAUCACGAAGGAAUAUGUCACUGAUGUAAUUAAAAAGGAGCGGCCGACUGGAAUUUUGUGUGGAUUCGGAGGGCAAACUGCAUUGAAUUGUGCCAUUGAUUUGUACAAAGAUGGAAUCUUCGAGCAGUAUGAUGUGCAAGUUCUUGGAACUCAAAUCACGACAAUCAUGAAGACGGAAGAUCGUGACUUGUUCAAUCAGGAAAUUUCAGCUGUCGGAGAGAAAGUUGCACCAAGUAAAGCGGCUACAACAAUGGAAGGAGCUAUCGAGGCAGCUGAGGAGCUCGGAUACCCAGUUCUUGUACGAGCUGCUUAUGCGUUGGGAGGACUUGGCUCCGGAUUCGCCGACAAUCGUGAAGAACUCGUGGCGAUUGCUCAACAGGCGUUGGCUCAUUCGAAUCAAGUUCUCGUUGACAAGAGUUUGAAAGGAUGGAAAGAAGUGGAGUAUGAAGUUGUUCGAGAUGCUUAUGACAACUGUAUUACUGUGUGUAAUAUGGAAAAUGUCGAUCCAUUGGGAAUUCAUACUGGAGAGAGUGUCGUCGUUGCCCCCUCACAAACACUGUCGGAUAAAGAGUACAAUGCGUUGAGAACGUGUGCGAUUAAAGUGAUUCGACACUUGGGAAUUAUUGGAGAAUGUAAUAUUCAAUAUGCAUUGGAUCCCAAUUCGCUUACGUACUACAUCAUUGAAGUCAAUGCUCGUCUCUCUCGUUCCUCAGCUCUUGCCUCAAAAGCAACUGGAUAUCCAUUGGCUUACGUCGCUGCAAAACUCGCUCUUGGACAACAUCUUCCAGUCAUUCGUAACAGUGUCACUGGUACCACAACUGCCUGUUUUGAGCCAAGUCUCGACUAUUGUGUCGUGAAGAUUCCACGUUGGGAUCUCGGAAAGUUCGCUCGAGUCAGCACUCAAAUCGGAAGUUCGAUGAAAUCUGUCGGAGAGGUGAUGGGAAUCGGACGAUGUUUUGAGGAAGCACUUCAGAAGGCGUUAAGAAUGGUCUCGGAUCAUGCGGAUGGAUUCUCUCCGUACACUUUCAGUCGUCCACCGACUUCUGAUGACUUGGAGAAGCCGACUGAUAAGAGAAUGUUCGCUUUGGCACGUGGAAUGUAUUAUGGAGAUUUUGAUGUGGAGAAGGCUCAUGCGUUGACUGCAAUUGACAAAUGGUUCUUAUUUAGAAUGCAGAAUAUUGUAGAUAUCUAUCAUAAGUUGGAGAAGAAUGAUGUGAAUACAGUGUCUGCUGAGUUGUUGUUGGAAGCAAAGCAAGCAGGAUUCUCUGAUAGACAGAUUGCGAAGAAGAUUGGAAGCAACGAAUACACUGUCCGCGAGGCUCGUUUCGCCAAGGGAAUCAAACCAUGUGUGAAACAAAUCGACACAGUCGCUGGAGAAUGGCCUGCUCAAACCAACUAUCUCUACACCACAUUCAAUGGAGUCGAGAACGACGUUCCGUUCAAUAUGAAGAAUGCAGUGAUGGUCCUCGGAUCAGGAGUCUACCGUAUCGGAUCUUCAGUUGAAUUUGACUCAUCUUGUGUCGGAUGUAUUCGUGAAUUGAAAGCACUCGGAUAUUCUACAAUUACAGUCAAUUGUAAUCCAGAAACUGUCUCCACUGAUUAUGAUAUCUGCGAUCGAUUGUAUUUCGAGGAGAUCUCAUUUGAAACUGUACUUGAUGUGUAUCAUCUCGAACAACCAAAAGGAGUGAUUCUGGCAUUCGGAGGGCAGGCGCCGAACAAUAUUGCGAUGAGUUUGAGUAGAGCUCAAGUGAAGAUCUUCGGAACAUCACCGAAUGAUAUCGAUAACGCCGAGGAUCGAUUCAAGUUCUCGAGAAAGUUGGAGUCGUUGAAGAUCAGUCAGCCACAGUGGAAGAAGAGUGAGAAUAUGGAGGAUGCGAAGAAGUUUGCUGAUCAGGUCGGCUACCCAUGCCUUAUUCGUCCAUCCUACGUUCUCUCUGGAGCCGCAAUGAACGUCGCUCACAACGCAGAAGACCUCGAAGUAUUCCUGAAACAAGCUGCCGUCGUCGCCAAGGAGCAUCCAGUUGUUGUCAGUAAAUUCAUCAAUGAAGCCAAGGAAUUGGAUGUGGACGCAGUUGCAAUGGAUGGAAAAUUGGUUGUGAUGGCUAUCAGUGAGCACAUUGAAAAUGCGGGUGUCCACUCGGGAGACGCCACUUUGGUCACUCCAGCACAGGAUAUGAACAAGUUGACAUUGGAUAGAAUCAAGGAUAUCACUUAUAGAAUUGCUGAGGCAUUCAAUGUGAAUGGUCCAUUCAAUAUGCAAUUAAUUGCCAAGAAUAACGAGUUGAAAGUGAUUGAAUGCAACUUGAGAGUCUCUAGAUCCUUCCCAUUCGUCUCGAAAACUCUCGAUUAUGAUUUCGUGGCUCUUGCGACGAGAGCAAUGAUGGCUGAGGACUCCCCGGCAAUCCGAGCAACUAUCAAACCAACUGCCACACUACUCAAAGGAAAAGGACGUGUUGGAGUGAAAGUUCCCCAAUUUUCGUUCUCUCGUUUGGCUGGUGCUGAUGUGAUGCUUGGUGUCGAAAUGGCGUCGACUGGAGAAGUCGCUUGCUUUGGAACGUCGAGAUGUGAUGCUUAUCUGAAAUCUCUGCUGUCGACUGGAUUCGUGGUUCCGAAACGCAAUAUUUUCAUCUCGAUUGGUGGAUAUCAUGCGAAGGCGGAGAUGUUAAAAUCGGUGGAGACGUUGCAGAAGUUGGGAUUCGAUUUGUACGGAUCGAAAGGAACCGCCGACUACUUCCAAUCCAAUAAGAUCAAUGUGAAACCAGUGGAUUGGCCAUUUGAAGAAGGAUCAUCCGAUGAGAAAACCGCCAGUGGCACUCGUUCCGUCGUUGAAUUCCUCGAGAACAAAGAAUUCCACCUUGUCAUCAAUCUUCCAAUCCGUGGAUCUGGUGCUUAUCGUGUGUCUGCAUUCCGUACUCAUGGAUACAAAACUCGUCGAAUGGCAAUUGAUAAUGGAAUUCCAUUGAUUACUGAUAUCAAAUGUGCGAAGACUUUUGUCCAAGCACUGAAUAUGGUCGGACGUCGUCCAACAAUGAAUUCACUCGUCGAUUGUGUCUCAUCGAAGAGUUUGAAGAGACUCCCUGGAAUGGUUGAUAUCCAUGUUCAUGUCAGAGAACCUGGAGCAACUCACAAGGAAGACUGGGCCACCUGCUCUCGUGCUGCACUUGCUGGAGGUGUCACCACUAUCCUUGCCAUGCCGAACACCGCUCCACCACUCGUUGACUCUGAUUCUUACCAUCAAACCGAGCUAUUGGCUAGUGCUAAAUCUGUUGUGGACUACGCCUUGUAUAUCGGAGCGACCCCAACCAAUUCCAAGUUCGCUGCAGAGUUUUCUGAUAAGGCUGCAGGUCUGAAAAUGUAUCUGAAUGAGACGUUCAGCACUCUGAAAAUGGAUAAUAUCUCGGAUUGGGCGAAGCACUUUGCAGCGUUUCCUGCCAAUCGACCAAUCGUUUGUCAUGCUGAAAAACAGACACUUGCUGCUGUUCUCUGUGUUGCUCAAAUGGCAAAUCGAGCUGUUCAUAUUGCUCACGUCGCGACGGCGGACGAGAUUCAAUUGAUCAAGGAGGCGAAACAAAAAGGAUGGAAGGUGACUUGUGAAGUGUGUCCCCAUCAUUUGCUUCUCACUGAACAAGAUCUUCCGGAUGGAAUCAGAGAGGUUCGACCACGUCUCGUGAAGCCAGAAGAUCGACAGGCUCUCUGGGAUAACAUGGAGUAUAUCGACUGCUUCGCCACAGAUCACGCUCCGCACACAUGGGCUGAAAAGACUGGAAAUGGAAAGGAUGGAAAGAUUCCACCUGGAUUCCCUGGUGUUGAGUAUAUGCUUCCACUGCUUCUGACUGCUGUCCACGAGGGAAAACUGACGAUGAAGGAUUUGAUUGAUAGAAUGUCGGUGAAUCCACGCAAAAUCUUCAAUUUGCCAGCACAAGAUGACACGUAUAUCGAGGUGGAUUUGAAUGAGGAGUGGACGAUUCCAGAGAAUGGAGGACAGAGUCGUGCUGGAUGGACACCGUUUGCUGGGCGUAAGGUUCACGGACGAGUGCAUAAUGUGGUGAUUCGUGGAGAAGAAGUCUUCGUUGAUGGAAGAAUCGUUGCUACACCUGGAUUCGGAAAGAACCUCCGUCUCUACCCCCACUCCACAAGUGCUGCCCAUCUCGAAGAUCAAGAUGACAUUACUCUCGAGCCAGUCUCGGAGAACUCAUCAGAUGAGCAAAGCCCACUUCCAACACCACCAAGAGCUCACUCGCCGAUCGCGUUCCCUGGAGAACUUCUCGCAAAAAACUGUAUUAGUGUGAAGAAUUUGGAUAAGGGACAAAUCAAUCGAAUCUUCGAAUUGGCUGACAGAUAUAAGCACGACGUUGAGAAGAGCCACCCGUUGACACACAUUCUGAAUGGAAAAGUGUUGGUCAACUUGUUCUACGAGGUCUCGACCCGAACUUCAUGCUCAUUCCAAGCAGCAAUGCAACGUCUCGGUGGAUCUGUGAUCUCUGUCGAUUCACAAUCAUCAUCUGUUCAGAAAGGAGAGACUCUUGAGGAUACUGUACACGUUUUGGGAAGUUAUGGAGAUAUUCUUGUGUUGAGAUCGAAAGAAAACGGAGCUGCCGAGCGAGCUGCCCGUGUUUGUGAUCAACCGGUGAUUAAUGGAGGUGAUGGUACUGGUGAGCAUCCGACACAGGCGCUUCUCGAUGUUUAUACAAUUCGUCAAGAGAUGGGAACAGUCAAUGGAUUGACGAUUGCUUUGGUUGGAGACUUGAAGAAUGGACGGACUGUGCAUUCGUUGGCCAAGUUGUUGUGUUUGUAUAAGGACAUCACCCUCCACUACAUUGCUCCAUGCUCCGAUUUGGAAAUGCCACAAGACGUCAUUGACUACGUCUCAUCGAAAGCCAACUUCACGCAAAAGAAGUUCUCAUCGCUGUCCGAAGGAAUAAGCCACGUGGAUGUUGUCUAUGUGACACGUAUUCAAAAAGAGAGAUUCACAUCUGAAAGUGAAUAUCAGAAAGUGAAGGGAAGCUAUGUGAUCAAUGCGAAAUUGUUGAACGAAGCAGCCAGAGACGUCGACGAACAACAAUCGAAUCUUCUCGUUCCAACACGUUCUCUCCCAAUUGUGAUGCAUCCGAUGCCACGUGUCGAUGAGAUUGCUGUCGAGUUGGAUCAUGAUGAGCGUGCCGCCUAUUUCAGACAAGCGAAGAAUGGAAUGUUCGUCCGGAUGUCCAUUUUGUCACUUCUUCUCGGAAAGGGACAUCUUUAA